AUGCGGAUCUCCCGCACCUCCCAGCUCCUAGCCGGGGCAGCACUGCUCUCCUCAGCCCUCAUCGAGGCCGCCGCCCCGCCACCCAGCGUCUGCAAUAACUCCCCGAGCGAGCUCGUCCCCGACGGCUGCGCCUCCUACGACACCAUCGAGACGCUCAACAGGAAGCUCAACCCGCUGCUGCAGGAGAUCACCCACGACACGGACUACUUCAGCUACUACCGGCUCGACCUCUUUGGGCGCACGUGCCCCUUCUGGGACGACGAGGGCAUGUGCGGCAACAUUGCCUGCGCCGUGACCACCAUCGACGACGAGAAGGACAUCCCCGAGAUCUGGCGCGCCGAGGAGCUAGGAAAGCUGGCGGGCCCCAAGGCGUCGCACCCCAUCAGUCGGGAGCCGACGGAGCCGUCGCCGCUGCGGGGCGCACUGGGCGCGGAGAGGGAGGAGAGCUGCAUCGUGGAGGAGGACGAGUGUGAUGAGAGGGACUACUGUGUGCCCGAGGACGAGACGGAGGGAAGCAAGGGCGACUAUGUGUCGCUGCUUGAGAACCCAGAGAGAUUUACGGGAUAUGCGGGCGCCGGCGCGCAGAAUAGGAACCCGGCGGCGAUGGAGUUUGCGGGCGUGAUGCAGGAGAAGGGGAAGCAUGAGUUUGGCGUGGGGAAGGACGGGAAGCAGGGCCUGGUGGAGCUUGAUGCGGACGAUAUGUGUCUGGAGAAGAGGGUCUUCCAUAGGGUCAUCUCGGGCAUGCAUGCGAGUAUCUCGAUGCAUCUGUGCUGGGACUACUUGAACCAGUCUACGGGUGAGUGGGGCCCCAACUACGAGUGCUUCAUGUCCCGCUUCAAGGGACACCCGGAGCGUGUACAGAACAUCUACUUCAACUACGCCGUCCUUGCGCGCGCCGUCUCGAAGCUCCAGAACUACCUCCAGGACUACACGUUCUGCUCCGGCGACACCUACCAGAGCCGUAUCACCAGGGCCAAGGUUCUAAAGCUCGCCAAGACCGCUGCCUCCGCCGAGCCAAUCUUUGACGAGUCCCUCAUGUUCAAGAACGAGAUGACAAGCCUCAAAGAAGAGUUCCGCAAUCGCUUCAGAAACGUCUCCAGGCUCAUGGACUGCGUCGGCUGCGACAAAUGCCGACUGUGGGGUAAGGUCCAGACACAAGGAUACGGAACCGCCCUUAAGGUCCUCUUCGAAUUCGACGAGGACGCCGAGCCCGGCGUGAACCCGGUCCUACGCCGCACUGAGCUCGUGGCGCUCGUCAAUACGCUGCACCGCGUGUCGCACUCCCUCAUUGCACUCGAUGCUUUCAAGGCGAUGUGGGACCAGCGCCAGGCGGAGGAGCUGGAGGCAAAGAGGGAGGCGGGAAGGAGGGCGGCGGCGGGGCCGAAAACGGAGGGGGAGGUGGAGCUGACGAUUAGGGAGAUGCUGGUGCAGGAGAUAAAGCUCGUGUGGAUGACGCUUAUGUUUGUCCUUAGGAGUUGGUACGAGGUGCCGAAGCAUCUAAUGAUCAUUGGACUGUCGGAGGUGAGUCAGCUGUGGGAUCGCGCGAUGGGGAGGGCGCCUAGAGAGGCGUUUUAUAGCUGGAAGGGGGAUAAUUAUUUGAACCCUAAGAAUGAGCUCUAG
Morchella importuna is the source of this 1620-nucleotide messenger RNA. RefSeq lists its product as uncharacterized. Gene Ontology annotation, molecular function: FAD binding; thiol oxidase activity; protein-disulfide reductase activity. Gene Ontology annotation, cellular component: endoplasmic reticulum membrane; endoplasmic reticulum. Gene Ontology annotation, biological process: protein folding in endoplasmic reticulum. The record is from RefSeq and is a predicted model, not a curated record. Lineage: Eukaryota; Fungi; Ascomycota; Pezizomycetes; Pezizales; Morchellaceae. The coding region runs from base 1 to 1620 and encodes 539 amino acids. The transcript has 4 exons.